AUGAAGUAUGAGUAUACACCACUCGACCCAGCGUCGCAAGACAUUCGCUUGGUCACCAUACUCCCCGGGAAAUUCGACGACCCUAUCCAGAUCAAGAUCACUCACGCCCCGCUCAUCCCGCCUACCCAAGGUGAUAAACCAAAGCGGAUGUCGCUGGCCUCCCUACGGGGAACCAUUCCUCAGAGCUGGAACGCCCGCGAGACCUUAGAGGGCCGUAUUAUCUUUCGGAAUUACGACGGGGGGUAUUCUUCCUGGGACCAUCCCGAUCCUAAUUUCCCGCGCGACAGGUACGAACUUCCCGAAGACGGGAAGCCGAGUGUUAAGUUUGAGGCGUUGUCGUAUACUUGGGGUUCACCCAAGGUUAGGGAGAAGGCGGUGGUUCAGGGUGAGGAGGAGGUUAGAGGGUUAAAAGCGUUGAGGACGCAGCGUCUGCCUAUUCAGGGGAACCUCCAGGAGGCGAUGCGUCACCUUCGGUAUGAGGAUAAGGGCCGGGUUAUGUGGAUCGAUGCUCUUUGUAUUAACCAAGACGACCUUGAUGAGCGGAGCGAGCAGGUCAAGCGCAUGGGGUUGAUAUACACGCUCGCUCAUAGGGUUAUAGCAUGGCUAGGCCCCGGCUCCCCAAGCAGCGACCUCGCAUUUUCCAAGCUGGCAUACCUCGGCCGACAAAUCGAGCACACCAAAGACGGCACAAUGCUCUCCGCACCCGACUGCACGGAAGAUAAAUGGUUCUCGAGCAAGAACGCCCUGCCCUGGGACACCGCCACAUGGGACGCCAUCUCCGGGGCCUGUUCGCGGGACUGGUUCGCGCGUCUCUGGAUCGUGCAGGAGAUUCAUCUCGGCAACACCAACUCCGUCCUAAAAUGCGGCCAGAACGAGAUCCCAUGGUCUUUCUUCCGCAGAGCUAUCAUCUGCAUCCACGCCAAGGACGUCGGCGUGCCCGAGAAGAUGCUCUGGCACAAGACGCAGCAGAUCAAGUUCCUGUGCGAGCACCUCGCGGACAUGGCGUUUACGGAUCGGGAUAAGAUUUACGGGCUGCUGAGUCUGGCGCCGCCGGAAAUUACGAGGUAUAUCACCCCGGAUUAUAAGAUGUCGCCGCUCGAGGUGUUUAGGAGCGUCUUUUGGGCGUUUGUGAGGCAUGAGAAGCGCGUUUCGCUGCUGCCGUAUGCGGGGCGGAGGUACGCUACUACUACUACUACUACUACUACUACUACGACGACGACGACGACGACGCCGGCGGAGUGGCCGACUUGGUUGCCGGACUGGUCGCGUUAUCUGCGCGACACGGCGCCUCACCACGUCGGGUUCUGCGCCAGCGGGAUCUCGGCCUCGCGCGCGAAGUCCAUCGACCCCAGACGUCUCGAGGUCUCGGGCUUAUACUUCGCCAGCGUCUCGUGCGUCGGCGCGAAAAUCACCACAAAGAAUUUCCCAGAUUUCCGCAAGGCUUGCCGGGGUAUUGGUGUUGAUCGCUUAAAGGAGGCUCCGUAUCCGUAUCCGUAUCCGUCCCGCGGGACGUACCGCGACGCGUGGCUGGAGACGCUGACGCUGGCGCUGGGGAGAGUCGAGGAUCGGUAUUACGGUAUUGGGUAUUCUAGUCUAGCCGGUCUGGCGGCGAUGAUAGCUGCGCCGGGGGCAAGCGAGGCGGCGGAGGAGGAGAAGGCGUUGUCGGAUGGGUGGAAGAUAUGGACUGUUGGGAGGAUUAAUGGGUGUUAUCUUUUUAGUAUGCAGAAUGGGUAUGUGGGAGUGAUAAAUGGGGAGCCGCAGCAGGGCGAUGAGGUCUUUGUGGUUCUUGGGUGUAAUAUGCCUAUGCUUUUGAGACCGACGGCUGGUAAGGAGUACGAGGUUAUUGGCGAUUGCUACGUGAACGGCGAAGCCCUCUUCGGCUCGAUCCCCCCACCCUGGACAGCGCAGAUAGGCACCGACGAAGACAACCGUGUCCGAGUGAUGUACUACAACGAGGAAACCGAGGACCUAUACAGAGACCACCAGCGGCUACAUGAGGUCCCGGUGCCGCUGGGGUGGGAAGAGAUCACCGAAUGGGAGAGGUCCCGGGCCGACCCCUUGUAUUGUAAGAGGUUCUACAAUAAGGAGACGGACGAGGUGAUUAACUCGGACCCGAGACUCUUUCCGGAAGCGUUUAGGGAGCGUGGGGUUCCUGUUGAGACUAUCACGCUUAUUUGA
Molecule: messenger RNA, 2178 nt
Organism: Daldinia loculata
Lineage: Eukaryota; Fungi; Ascomycota; Sordariomycetes; Xylariales; Hypoxylaceae
Product: HET-domain-containing protein
Exons: 4
Coding region: 1-2178 (725 amino acids)
Molecular function (GO): protein binding
Source: RefSeq, a predicted model, not a curated record